AUGACAUAUGACAAUAUUGUACGUUUUUGGCGCAUGCCGACGCAGCAAUAUGUUCCAGUGCGACCAGUGGUCCGAGGUGCGAUCACUCAAAACAGUCAGAUUAAACCGGUAUCAAGUACUUUCCUUUCAUUGCGUUCUGGUCAGAUCGUUGAGCUCGACACGAGCUCACACCUGGUCAUGUGGAAAAAUCAACGUAUUCGAACUCGAGUCUGCUAUUUUGUGUUAUAA
This is a messenger RNA of Plasmopara halstedii, 228 nucleotides long. RefSeq lists its product as uncharacterized. Bases 1 to 228 code for a protein of 75 amino acids. The record is from RefSeq and is a predicted model, not a curated record. NCBI's taxonomy places the organism in Eukaryota, Oomycota, Peronosporomycetes, Peronosporales, Peronosporaceae. The transcript is spliced from 2 exons.